GCUAAAUCACAUCGAUUCAUUUAAAAAAAAAAAACAAUUUGAAUCGUGUAUAUCCUAUUCAGUUGAUGUUUUGUGUAAGAAUAAACCGGAAAUAAAUCGACUAACCCACUUCCUUUUUCUUGUUUUCCUCGUAUCUUAAGAAUGGCCCCACGAAGAGGAAAGCCCCAACAACAGGAGCAAGUGGUUUUGGGUCCACAAGCUAAAGAGGGAGAGAAUGUCUUUGGAGUUGCACACAUUUAUGCCAGUUUUAAUGACACAUUUGUUCACGUCACUGAUUUAUCAGGAAAGGAAACAAUUGCUAGAGUAACUGGUGGGAUGAAAGUUAAAGCCGAUCGUGACGAAGCCUCACCCUAUGCUGCUAUGUUGGCUGCUCAGGAUGUAGCUGAACGCUGCAAGGCCCUUGGAAUUACUGCUCUGCACAUUAAGCUUAGAGCUACUGGUGGUAACAGGACAAAAACCCCAGGACCAGGUGCUCAAUCUGCCCUGAGAGCUUUAGCACGUUCUGGCAUGAAAAUAGGCCGCAUAGAGGAUGUGACCCCUAUUCCAUCAGAUUGUACUCGCAGAAAGGGUGGUCGUCGUGGUAGACGUUUGUAAGCUCUUGAAUUUACUAAAAAUAAAGUAUUGAUUUACUUUAACCAAAA
Physella acuta is the source of this 641-nucleotide messenger RNA. Its product is annotated as small ribosomal subunit protein uS11. The record is from RefSeq and is a predicted model, not a curated record. Gene Ontology annotation, biological process: translation. Gene Ontology annotation, cellular component: ribosome. NCBI's taxonomy places the organism in Eukaryota, Metazoa, Mollusca, Gastropoda, Physidae. Gene Ontology annotation, molecular function: structural constituent of ribosome.